UCUUCAAGUGCUUUUACUCUUCUAUAUAAUACCUCUUUUCUUCUUCAUCUUCUCCUCACAAAAACCUUCCAGCGCCCAUCGCUUGCUUAUUCUUCAUCUAUAUUUCUUCCUGUCAAUACCCUUUUCUUUGCUUUCCAAAUGGCCAGCGUUGAGGUUCAAUCAGCUGCAGUUACAACAUUGCCUGAGAAUGAGACAACUGAGGCGACCAAGACUGUUGAGACAACUGAGGUGACCGAGACUGUUCAGACAACUGAGGCGACCGAGAAUGUUGAGACAACCCCAGAAGAGACAGUGGCAACCCCACCACCAGCUGCAGAGCCAGUGACUGAAGAACCAGUUGAAGCAACUCCUGAGGCCCCAGUAGCCGAGGAACCCGCUGUUGCAGAGCCUGAAGCUGCUUCAGUUGAGAUUGAAACUAAGGAAGUUGUAGAAGCCAAGGUUGAGGUGACUGAAGCAGCAGUGGAAGAGAAAGCAGAAGAGACCACAGAAGUGAAACCUGAGGAGCCUGUUGUUGAGGAGACUAAAGGAGAGACCGCCGAAGCGGAAGAAGUCUCGGCGGCUCCGGUGGAGGAAGAGAAGCCAGUUGAAGCACCAGAAGAAGUCACAGAAGUUCCAGUUGAGAAGACUGAAGAGUGAAGAAACACAAGGCAGUUUUAGGAAAGCUGUUGGGGGGUUUCAUGCAAAGUUUGGAAUGUUUUUAAUUAGCCUUUUUAUUCUUCUUAGUCUCGUUUGAAUGAGGUUUGGAGUAUUAUGGAAUUGGGCUUAGAAAUAGUAUUAAGAAAUUACUGGUCCACAUCAGCAGACAGAAAUGCCACAUGGCUAAUUAUUGCAAAUGUGGGUUCCCGAAGAGUCAUCGUUAUUAAAGAGAGUUUUAUAUUUUGAAAUGGUGUGUGAUGAGAUGUGUGAAUGUGAAUCUCUAGCUUUGCAUAAUAAUAAUAUUAAUAAUAUUUUUAUUUUAUAAUA
This is a messenger RNA of Mangifera indica (mango), 963 nucleotides long. RefSeq names its product major latex allergen Hev b 5-like. Bases 139 to 636 code for a protein of 165 amino acids. The record is from RefSeq and is a predicted model, not a curated record. Lineage: Eukaryota; Viridiplantae; Streptophyta; Magnoliopsida; Sapindales; Anacardiaceae. The transcript is spliced from 2 exons.